This is a messenger RNA of Cloeon dipterum, 2492 nucleotides long. RefSeq names its product transcriptional repressor CTCFL-like. The record is from RefSeq and is a predicted model, not a curated record. Gene Ontology annotation, cellular component: nucleoplasm. The transcript has 13 exons. The coding region runs from base 147 to 2273 and encodes 708 amino acids. Gene Ontology annotation, molecular function: RNA polymerase II cis-regulatory region sequence-specific DNA binding; DNA-binding transcription repressor activity, RNA polymerase II-specific. Gene Ontology annotation, biological process: regulation of transcription by RNA polymerase II. Lineage: Eukaryota; Metazoa; Arthropoda; Insecta; Ephemeroptera; Baetidae.
GGUGCCGUGCAGCCCGUCUCUGCGCAUGUGUAGCGGCUGGCCGACGCGAGUGCGUCGCUUCGAUCGCCAUAUUCAUCAACGCCACCAAGCGUGCGGAAUUUGGAGUUAUCAGUUAGUAAUUUAUGAUUGAUUUACACUGCUAAAUCAUGAGUGCUGAAGUAGUGAAGAAAAAAGAUGUCGCUGACACCAAUGUCAAACUUGAAGGCCAAGAUGGUGAGACGAUUACAGAAAUACAAAACUAUCUGGAAACGUUCAACAAAGAGAUCCAAGAUGGAUCUCAAGUGAAUGCCCAAGCUGCGACAGAAGGAGGCUUUUUUAUAGACCAGUCUGGCACUAGCCACUAUUUUUACACUUCCGCCAAUGGAGAGCAGCAGCAGGUCAUGACCGUCGUUGCUGCUGACGGAGAUGAUGGCCAGGGAGAAAGCAUUGCCAUAUCGAUUCCUGCCAGCAUGGGUGAGGAAUGCGCCGAAGCGUCGUCGGGCGAGGCGACUUAUAUUACAAUGCCCAGGGCUGAUGGCCAGGAUGGCACCAUCGCCAUGGAAGCCACAGACGACGUUAUUCUCAAUGCUGGCGACGGGUAUCAAACAGUGACCAUUGUUCCAAGUGAAACUGGCACUGGUGAGGUCAGUUAUGUGCUGAUUGUUCAGCAACCUGAGGAUGGCAAGGACAAGGAUGGCGACGAUGCGAAUUUGAGCAACGUCUAUGACUUUGAUGAAGGAGAGGAAGGAGCUCCUCCGGAGUCUGGAGAUGAGGAGGACAAGGCAAAGAUCAUCAAGAUCGUGCCAAAGAAGAGCCAGACAGUGACUCAGGCACACAUGUGCAACUACUGCAACUACACGAGUCCAAAGCGCUACCUGCUGUCCAGACACAUGAAGUCGCACUCUGAGGAACGGCCGCACAAGUGCAGCGUGUGCGAGCGCGGCUUCAAGACACUGGCCUCGCUGCAGAACCACGUCAACACGCACACAGGUACCAAGCCGCACCGGUGCAAGUUCUGCGACAGUGCCUUCACCACCUCUGGUGAACUGGUCAGACACGUCAGGUACAAACACACGCACGAGAAGCCGCACCACUGCACUGAAUGCGACUACUCCAGCGUGGAGCUCAGCAAGCUCAAGCGCCACAUGCGCUGCCACACUGGAGAGAGACCCUAUCAGUGUCCGCAUUGCACAUACGCCAGUCCCGAUACCUUCAAGCUGAAGCGACAUCUGCGGAUACACACAGGUGAAAAGCCAUACGAGUGCGACGUGUGCCACGCCCGCUUCACGCAGAGCAACAGCCUGAAGGCGCACAGGCUGAUCCACACGGCUGGCGACAAGCCCAUCUUCCAGUGCGAGCUGUGUCCGACAACGUGCGGCCGCAAAACCGACCUCAGAAUCCACGUUCAAAAGCUGCACACCUCGGACAAGCCUCUCAAGUGCAAGCGCUGUGGAAAGUCCUAUCCUGACAGAUAUUCGUUUAAGGUCCACAACAAGACCCAUGAGGGUGAAAAGUGCUUUAAGUGCGACUUGUGUCCGUACGCUUCUAUCUCUCAAAGACAUCUCGAGUCUCACAUGCUGAUCCACACUGACCAGAAGCCCUUCCAAUGUGAUCAAUGCGAUCAGGCUUUCCGUCAAAAGCAGUUGCUGAAACGCCACCAGAACCUGUACCACAACCCCAACUACGUGCCACCAACCCCCAAAGAAAAGACGCACGAGUGUCCCGAGUGUGGGCGAGCGUUCCGUCACAAAGGAAACCUUAUCAGGCACAUGGCCGUCCACGACCCUGAGUCUUCGGCUCAAGAGAAAGCGCUCGCCCUCAAGCUUGGCAGACAAAAGAAAAUCCAGAUUAUUGACGGUCAGCAAGUGGAAGUGAUGCCAGCUGACGAGACAGACGAGGAGGAAGAGGAAGAUGAAGAUGGUGAAAUGAUGGCAGUGGAGGGACAGGACGGCCAGCAGUAUGUGGUGCUGGAGGUGAUCCAGCUGCAGGACGGAAAUGACACCACCAUGGCGGUGGUCCCUGAUGACAUUGUUGUUUCUGGCACCGAUGGAACUGAAGCCGUGACCGCCAUCGAAAGCGCCGAUGGAGCGUCAGGCGAAACCAGAAUCAUUCAAACUUUGAAAACAAGAAAGUUGACCAGGAGAGACGCGCAAGCGAUCAAAAAGAAGCUUGAGGCCCAGAAGGAUAUGGAGAAUUGCUUUGGAUUUGAUGAUGACGAAGAUGACGAGGAAGGAGCGUCGAGUGAAAUCGAGUCCAAGGAGUCGCUGAAACUUCUGGAGACCAUCAAUGAAUAAAUACAAAGACAUCUCAUCAGUUUCAAGGUGUAAUCUUUUAUCAUUGCUUAGUGGUAGAUGUAAGCGAUCUCUUUUGUAAAAAGUCUUCUCGAGGAUGAUUUUGGUGUGAUCACACUUUUUGUUCCGACUUGAAACAGCAAUGUUAGAUUUUAAAUUCAUUAUUCACCUGUAAAUGUACACUUCUUGAAAUGUCACAAUAAAUUUUAUCAACUGCAGCAA